AUGGGGACGAGGUUUGCCUGCGUAUCCUCCGUCCUGGCUGUGGUACUCCUCGUCCUCUCCAUCGAUCCUCUCCGCCGAUAUACUCCUAGCGGCGGUGGCGAAGCCAACGAGGAGACCUCUGGCAUACAAUUGAUCUCUCUGGACGGCGCCAUCGGACCUGAGAGCCUCGCCUUCGACGCCACCGGUGGAGGUCCUUAUACCGGCGUCUCCGAUGGCAGGAUCCUUCAGUGGCAAGGUCCAGAUAGGGGAUGGCGCCAAUUCGCCGUAUCUGCACCACACGUGUACGCAGCCCUCUCUCUCUCUCUCUCUCUCCUCUCUCUCUCUCUCUCUCUCUCUCUCUCUCUCUCUCUCUCUCCUCUCUCUCUCUCUCUCUCUCUCUCUCCUCUCUCUCUCUCUCUCUCUCUCUCUCUCUCUCUCUCUCUCUCUCUCGUUCUGUGUAGGCGUCCUCGUUGAAGCCUUAUCGAUUUGAUCAAUCCUUCCUCAAGUUGCAACCUUACCCCAUAUUAAGUUCCAGGGAAUCACAAAUUUUCCGACUUCCGCAGCCCUAAUUUCAAGCGACCUUGCAGGUGUUAAGCUUCGUCUUUACCGUGAAUUUCUUCAGGAAGCGAGAGUACUGUGGGGGCUCCCAGCACAGGACCUGGGAGCACGUGUGCGGACGCCCACUGGGUCUGCAGUUCUACCACAAGACUGGCGACCUCUAUGUCGCCGACGCCUACCUCGGCCUGCUGUCGGUCAGCCCUGACGGCGGCAGCACGAAGGUGGUCGCCACGGCAGCGCAAGGUGUCCCCUUCGGAUUCACCAAUGGGGUCGACAUAGACCAGGAGACCGGCAUCGUCUACUUCACCGACACCAGCACCCGAUUCCGGAGAAGGUAGCCGUCGAUCUGAUUAAUCCCGCAUCAGAUACAUUAAAUACGCGGUUGAUGUUCACAAUUUUAUUCGCAUUUUGCAGGGACUUCGUCGUGGCAGUUCUGUGCGGCGACAAGACAGGGAGGUUGAUGAGCUACGACCCAAAGACGGAGGAGGUGAAGGUCCUCGUGAAUGGCCUCUCCUUCCCCAACGGUUUAGCCUUGAGCGAAGAUGGCAGCUUUCUGAUCGUUGUGGAGACAAUCCCCUGCCGGGUUCUCCGGUACUGGCUCCGGUCGCCGAGGGCCGGAGAAAAGGAAGUGCUCGGCAAGUUGCCAGGAUUCCCCGACAACAUCAAGAGAAGCCCCAGCGGCGGCUUCUGGGUGGCGAUGCACACGCGGCGGAGCAAGGAGCUGGAGAUGAUCGUGCCCCUCCCGUGGCUGGGGGAGCUGCUUUGGAAGCUGCCGCUGGACAUGGAGAAGGUGGCAACGUUCGUCCUCAGAUGGAAAGCGGCGGCGUUCGCGCUGCGGCUGGGGGAAGACGGCGAGGUUCUCGAGACGCUGGUGGGGACGAAAGGGUGGCGGCUGCCGUUCAUCAGCGAGGUAGAGGAGAGGAAUGGCACUCUGUGGAUGGGAUCCGUCGGGAUGCCCCACUUGGGAGUUUUCAGGCGUUAA
This is a messenger RNA of Spirodela intermedia, 1519 nucleotides long. Lineage: Eukaryota; Viridiplantae; Streptophyta; Magnoliopsida; Alismatales; Araceae. The record is from the annotation of a GenBank genome assembly.